AGACGAGAAUGGAACCUUCACGCUCUGCGAAUUCCGGGUCCAAUUCGAAACGAACCUCUAAUUCAGUUACUUCAAACCCUCGGAGUAACAGCAACAAUCAAAGCAACAAGAAGAGGAAGACGAGUCAGAAGACCCUAGGCAUGGCUUGGGGCGCCAAUUCUCGCUCUGCUUCUCGUCCUGCCUUCAGUAGUUCACCUUUCUCCAAUUUUGGAAGUUACAUGGCCGUGAAGAAUCAAAAGCUUAGCGAGCAGUUUGAUGCGGAGGCGUCGAGCACUUCUCAUAGUGGUCCAAUUUCUUCAAAACCUAUAUUUCAUGGCGUUUCCAUUUUUGUUGACGGAUAUACAGUUCCCUCCAGUCAGGAACUUCGAGGAUAUAUGCUGAAGCAUGGAGGCCGUUUUGAAAAUUAUUUUUCUAGGCGUCGUGUUACGCAUAUAAUCUGUAGUAUUCUUCCCGACAGUAAGGUCAAGAAUUUGAGGUCAUUUAGCAGGGGACUUCCAGUAGUCAAACCCACAUGGGUGUUGGAUUCUGUCGCUGCAAAUAAGCUUCUGAAUUGGGUUCCUUAUCAGCUUGAUCAGCUUGCAAGUGAAGUUAAUAACCAGCCUAAGCUAUCUGCUUUCUUUACGAAAAACAUUUCCGUUUCUGAUGAUAUAGCAACAUGUUCAACUGUCCAAGCCACAUCUAGUGUUGAGAGUCCAAUGUCAUAUGCUGGACCAAUUGAAGAUCCUAUAUCCUAUGGAGAGUGGCAAUCUGCAGAAGAUUUGAAGCCUCGUGAUCUAGAAUCUAAAGAUCUAAUGCAAGAGAACUACAAUGUAGCUAGAGUUGAAGAGUCAACUUGUAGCGUGGCAAUGCAGGAACUGAGUGAUGCUGCAAGUGGAGAUGGAAGCCAUGCUCCAUUAUCAGCACCUUCCAGUCCUCACAACUGUGCAUCAGCUUGUAGCGACUGGACGAGUGAUCCUGUUAACGAGGGGCCAUCAAAUUUAAAGAUUCCUAGGUCUCCUAAUCAGAAACAUUCAACUCUAGUUGAUGCUAAUUUUGUGGAAAAUUACUUUAAGCAUUCUAGGUUGCAUUUCAUUGGCACCUGGAGAAACCGGUAUCGUAAACGGUUUCCAAGCUCUCCUGGUGGAUUUAGAUGCUCAAGUUCAGGCCCUAGUUCUUCAGCCACAACAAAUAAGACGAUCAUUAUUCAUGUGGAUAUGGAUUGCUUUUUUGUGUCUGUGGUCAUUAGAAAUCGCCCUGAGUUGAAGGAUAAACCUGUUGCCAUUUGCCAUUCAGAUAAUCCACGUGGAACGGCAGAAAUAUCGUCAGCGAAUUAUCCUGCUAGGAGUCAUGGAGUAAAGGCUGGAAUAUUUGUCAGAGAUGCCAAGUCACGUUGCCCUCACCUAGUCAUACUUUCUUACGACUUUGAAGCUUAUGAGGAGGUUGCUGAUCGCUUUUAUAACAUCUUGCACAAGUACUGCAACAAAGUGCAGGCCGUAAGUUGUGAUGAAGCAUUUUUAGAUGCCACUGAUUCUGGAGUAGAGGACAUUCAAGCUUUUGUCUCAAUGAUCAGAAAGGAGAUUCUUGAUGCGACAGGCUGUAGUGCUAGUGCUGGUAUUGGUGGGAAUAUGCUUAUGGCACGUCUUGCCACUAGGACUGCAAAACCUGAUGGGCAAUGUUACAUCCCUGCUGAGAAGGUGGAGGAGCACUUGCGUGAACUUCCAGUAAAAGCACUUCCCGGAAUUGGUCAUGUGUUGGAAGAGAAGUUGAACAGGAGACAAAUUACAACUUGCGGGCAGCUGCGUAUGAUUUCCAAGGAAACUCUCCAGAAGGACUUUGGUUAUAAAACUGGCAGUACGUUAUGGAACUAUAGUAGAGGGAUAGAUGAUCGGUUGGUUGGCACGAUACAGGAAAGCAAAUCCAUUGGUGCAGACGUUAACUGGGGCGUAAGGUUCAAGGAUCUGAAAGACGUACAACAUUUUCUUUUAAACCUUUGCAAGGAGGUUUCAUUACGUUUGCUGGGGUGUGGAGUGAAAGGCCGCAAGUUUACCUUGAAGAUAAAGAAAAGGAGGAGUGAUGCAGGGGAGCCAGUAAAGUAUUUGGGCUGUGGCGUUUGUGAUAACUUGAGCCAUUCUGUCACGGUGCCAAUGGCUACGGAUAGUGUUGAUGUGCUUGAGAGAGUCGUUUCACAGCUCUUUAUGACUUCACAUAUAGAUGUGGACGGCAUAAGAGGCAUGGGAUUGCAGGUCUCAAAGCUUGAAACUGCGGAUAGUUCCAAGCAAGGGAAAGAGAGAUAUUCCAUCAGAUCUUGGCUCACUGCUGCCUCUACUAAGACCGGCCACAACAGAAGCAGUAGUCAUGAAAAAGGUGUUGAUGCAGAUAAUGGUAAAAACGGUGUUGAUGAACGUCAGGUUCAGUUGCAGGGCGAUUCAAGUACACCUUUUAUUGAAAUGACUGAAGCGUCACCCUCUGUUACUGCUGGUUCUGGACAGAGGGGAACUCUUCCUCCUAUGAAUGAGCUUGAUAUAGGAGUUAUAGAGUCUCUUCCUCCUGAGGUCUUUUCAGAAAUUAAUGACAUGUAUGAUGGAAAAUUGGCUCAUUUUAUUACUGAAAAGAGAAGCAAAGAAAAAGAAAACAUAUCUUUUGCUUGCCCUGCUGCAUCAGGUGAAGCUUUUGCUGCAUGUGAGGAGCAGCAGUAUAAUGAAGAGGAAAUCCAAGCGGUGGUCUCUUGUCCUAAUAAGCUUUUUGUUGGUAUGAAAAGUGAGCCAGUUUCUGAUGCUAGUGUACCAAAUCUGGGCUUGAUUAGUAAUGCUCCCGUCUCAGGAGACAGCGGUCUAAUGCCCUCUUCUCUAAGUCAAGUAGACACCUCGGUUUUUCAAGAAUUGCCUGAGGACUUGAAGACAGAUAUUCUUGAACUCCUUCCUGCACACAGGAACACUGAAUCAUCACUAGAUGCUUCCUUGGUAUGUGCUAAUAAUCAGAGCAGUACAGGUCCUUCUAUUUCAAGCAUUGACUUGUGGGUUGGAGAUCCACCAGAAUGGAUUGACAUAUUCAAAGCCAGCAACUGUCAGAUUUUGUGGAUUUUGGCAGAGAUGUAUCAAAGAGCAGGGGCAAAAAAACAGUUAUCUUCUGUAUUGCAGAGGACUAUGUCUCAGAUUUAUAUUCUCCCGGAUGUGGGCACUGAUGGAUGGGCUGAGGCUGUUAGUUGCUUAUGCGAGCUUAUCAAGCAGUAUUUAAAAUUAAAAAUUUCAACAGAUAUUGAAGAGGUUUACAUUUGUUCUUGCCUUUUAAGAAGGUUGACUGCAAGGUCAAAGAUUUUCGUAGAAGUGUACAACAACAUGCUUCCUCAUUUUCAGGCAUCGGUUAGUGAGAGCUAUGGUGGCAGCUUUUGUAUAGCCUCUGUGAUGGAGUGAUGCGUGGCAUGCCUUCUUUGCCAAGUAAAAGUCUCAGGUGCUCUACAUCUACAAGUCCGCAUUCUGUGAGAACUAUGGGGGCAGCUUUUGUAUAGCCUCUGUGAUGGAGUGAUGCGUGGCAUGCCUUCUUUGCCAAGUAAAAGUCUCAGGUGCUCUACAUCUACAAGUCCGCAUUCUGUGAGAACUAUGGGGGCAGCUUUUGUAUAGCCUCUGUGAUGGAGUGAUGCGUGGCAUGCCUUCUUUGCCAAGUAAAAGUCUCAGGUGCUCUACAUCUACAAGUCCGCAUUCUGUUUUCUCACGUGCUCCGCUUGUAAAUUGGAUAUAGUUGCAAAGGACCUCUGGUAUAAGAAGUCACACCUGGUCUAACAGAGGAUCAUGCGAUUAUUUAUUGGUUUCACAUGAAGUUAGAAGAGCCCCGUUAUCUUUGAUGUCCUGUCUUCCAAGAUAGUGACUUCGGUCAUGCAGAGAGUUGAAAUCCUAAUCAUACAGAGUGGGGGUAUAUUGGGUCUGAAAGACUCCCCAGGUUAAGCUGACAGAGCUGGAGAUCAUGGUAGGUACCUGUGUUUUGACUAUGUUGCUUCCAAUUCUUAUAGGUGGUUGCUUUCAGUGUUGGAUGCACAUACGUGCACCUGACGGAUGGUGAAGGAUCUGAGAUUUUGUUUUUAGGGGAGUUUAAACCCUCUAUUCACACACUGUAACUGCUACUGAAGACCGUAAGCAAUAAAGUGGGUUGAUGAGGUGAAAAACUGUUCUCUUUAAAUUUUAGCAUUGUGAACUAAUAUCUGGAAGAAUGAUGCGUUCUUGCUAAACAAUAAAAAAUCAAGUUCAUCAUCAA
This is a messenger RNA of Nicotiana tabacum (common tobacco), 4224 nucleotides long. Its product is annotated as DNA repair protein REV1. Gene Ontology annotation, molecular function: damaged DNA binding; DNA-directed DNA polymerase activity; deoxycytidyl transferase activity. NCBI's taxonomy places the organism in Eukaryota, Viridiplantae, Streptophyta, Magnoliopsida, Solanales, Solanaceae. Gene Ontology annotation, biological process: error-prone translesion synthesis; error-free translesion synthesis. Gene Ontology annotation, cellular component: nucleus. The record is from RefSeq and is a predicted model, not a curated record.